Penaeus vannamei (Pacific white shrimp) is the source of this 1786-nucleotide messenger RNA. The record is from RefSeq and is a predicted model, not a curated record. Lineage: Eukaryota; Metazoa; Arthropoda; Malacostraca; Decapoda; Penaeidae.
AACAUGAAGGAAAUUAUGCAUAUAAAUGUAAUAUCUGUGAUCAAGGCUUCCUCCUGAAGAGAAAUUUUGUAGAACACAUGAAUGCCCACACAAAUACAAGACCGUUUCAGUGCAAUACUUGCAAUAAGAGUUUCAGCAGACGAGAAGCCCUACGCGUCCAUAAGAAAAUGCACACUGGUGAAACUCCAUAUGUGUGCAAAGAAUGUGGUAAGGCCUUCCCACUGCGUACACGGCUGGAGAUUCACAUGAGGCGACACACAGGGGAAACCCCCUACAUGUGCUUGGACUGUGGUAAGGCUUUCUACACAAGUCCACAGCUUAAUGACCAUCAGCGUAGGUAUCAGGGUACUUGCCAAGACUUAGAUUACAAGUGCCAGGAAUGUGGACUAAGUUUCAAGAAGCAGUGCGGGUUAUCAGCCCACAUGCGUAUCCAUCAAGAUGAUGUGAAGAAAAAUUUGCCUUCAUGUGACCAGCGCAAGCAAGAAAUUUCGUCUCAGCGGCAUCGUUGCAGGCCAUCUCUAGAGUCUUCCAAAGGGGAGAGUGCUGUGAAAUCCAGUGAAAUCCCAGGCCAAAAGAACAUGUCAAAUAAUCCCCGUGUUCAGCAAAAAUAUAUGUGUGACUCAUGCAAUAAGGCUUAUACAUCCCUUCAUAGUCUAAAGAGGCAUUUUAAGACUCACUCACACAACAAGGAAAUGCAAAAGAUCAAAACAACUGGAACCGGUGCAGAAAACAAUGGAGGAAAAUCAUAAGCUAGUAAAAUCAAGAAAUGUUUUUAUAAUCUUCAUCAGUUUUAGGUUCCAUGACUUUUGUAACAGUUAAUCGAAAUUUCUGUGCAAUAUGUCUCAUCUUUUUUAAUUGUGCUAGCGUAUGCAUUUAAUUUUUGACACAAAAAUAAGCUUUGUGAUCUGUUACUUAAAUAGAUUCAACUUUAAUGCAUUUCUGACAAGCCCUAAUUUAACAAUUACCUGUUAUUUAUUUAUUUAUUUAGAUAGCUUUGUAAUCUGUGAUUAAUUGUAUUUGGUUAGAGAUAUAAAAUGUUACUAGUGUAUUUAUAAUCCUGUUGAUGUUUGAAAUCACAUUUAUUUAAUAUGUAACUGGAAAUACAUUAUAAUCUUAUAUGAAGUCAUUGCUGCCAUGUACACAUGCUUUCUAUUUGUUUAUUUUGUGAAUUAUGUUCACACAUGGAUGCCUCCAGAAGCAUUCAGUCACCAGGGAGUCAGUUAAUAUUCCUGACCUCACCCGAUUUCCCCAUUUCUCGUAUUUUCAGGGAUUUUAUUUUACUCUUCUUCCUUUUUCAAUUACCAUAGACAUAGUGACUUAGUAUCAUUAUUAUUGGUAUUAUGAUAAUUCUGAGUUUAUUAACCAUACUAAUAGCAGCAGAAAUAAGAUAAAAAGUCUGAAGAAUCAAGGAAAAGGGUAAUCAGGUGAUAUCAGGUAAGAUUAGUAACAAAUCUAAACCGUUGUGGGGCUAUAUGGUUGCACAAAAUUGACGAACUAAAAUCAUGGUCGACAUGGCUUGUAUGUACUUGUCAUUCUGAUGUUGAAGGAUAAAUGUUGAUGUUAUAUAUGAAAGAUUAGCAUGCACAUAUAUUUUUACAUCACGAAAGUACAAAAUAUUCAGUUGCUGUAUGGUCCAUAAUGAUAUAAAUGGACCUAGAAAUAAUCAAGAAAAUAUGCAGACAUCUCUUUUCCUUAAAUUGAACAAUUGUAUCCAUGAUUAUAAUUAAGCAGUAGACAAGGCAAAAACUCUGGCGAAUCUCACGAUUAAAUAACUUAUUUUUUCCAA